GAAAUUAAAUUAACAAACUUCACUACAUUCUUACUCUAACAAGAAAAUAAGUAACUAGCCUAUGGGUCUCUUUGGCGCCCUCUGUUUUAUAACCAUUUUCAUAUCCUCCAUUGCCGCCGACACACUUUCUGCAGGGCAAUCUCUUGUUGAUGAUGGAGAGGUAUUACUCUCUCCAUCUCAAGUAUUCGAGCUCGGAUUCUUCUCUCCGGGCUCAUCCACAUCAAGAUUCUUAGGAAUAUGGUACAAAGCCACACCGGACGUCGUCGUCUGGGUUGCAAACAGACAAAAUCCUAUCUCCGGCCUCACCGGAGUCCUAACUCUAUCCGAAACCGGCAAUCUGCUCCUCACCUCAACACAAGCUGAACCUCCAAUUAUAUGGUCUUCCAAUUCAUCCCUAUCAACUCCAGUUCUCCGCCUCCUCGACACCGGAAACCUGGUUGUCGUCGACAACGAAAACGCCACCUAUUUCUGGCAGAGUUUCGAUUUCCCCGGCGACACCAGGCUGCCCGGGAUGAAAAUGGUGAACGAUCCCAACACUGGAUUGGACAAACAUCUGACGUCGUGGAAAAGCCCCGACGAUCCAUCUCCGGGAGAGUUCGUUUUCAAGAUCGAAAACCAUGGAUUAUCCCAACUGAGCGUCCUCACGGGCCGCCGGAAAACGUACAGGAGCGGGCCCUGGGAUGGGGCCCAGUUCACCGGACUUCCACCCGUAACGUAUCGAGACAUCGAAUCCGAGAGGCAGUUCAGCGGGCAGGGAGAGCUGAUCGCCAUUUCCGAGGCGUACAGCAGCUCGUCUAUCAUGAGAGUCACGUUGAGCGCAUCGGGUUUGAUUCAACGGCACAUGAUGAAUGAGGAGAGAGACGGAUGGAUUUUGGCCUUCUCGGAUCCGUACGACGUGUGCACCAAGUACGGGUGGUGCGGCCCCAACGGCGUGUGCAAAGCGGACGAGCAACCGGUGUGCGAGUGCUUGAGGGGUUUCGUGCCUAGAUAUCAGAAACAGUGGGAUGCCAUGGCGUGGAGCGGUGGUUGUGCUAGGGUUCCGCCGUUGGAUUGCCACAAGGGAGAUGGGUUCAUGCAGUUUAAACGCUACAAGUUUCCUGAUACGCUGAGUUUCGAGAUGAAUGCUAGCAUGAGCAGCGGCGAAUGCCUCCAUGAAUGCUUGAGGAAUUGCAACUGCACGGCUUAUGCGGCUCCCUACUUGGUUAGUGAGAGCGCUGGGUGUUUGAUGUGGUUCGGGGAUUUGAUUGACGUCGAGGACUUCACCGGAGACCUCCGCGCCGGCCCAAGUAUCUACAUUCGCGUCCCCAUUUCGGAAUUAGAGAAUAGGAGGAAAAAACGUGUAACGAUUAUAUUGGCAUCAGCUGCUUGUAAUUUGGGAAUGCUCGGUUUGGGCUUGAGUUUGGGAGUGAUUAUUUUCAGGAUGAGACGCAAGAGACAAGCUUAUAUGAAGAAGAAGGAGGAAUUCGAGCUCCCUCUGUUUGGCUUGCCAACGAUUGCAGCAGCUACCAACAACUUCUCACACGAAAAUAUGAUUGGAAAGGGUGGCUUUGGUCCAGUUUACAAGGGGAAUCUAUCAGCUGAGAAAGUAAUUGCAGUGAAAAGAAUGUCUGCAAAUUCUGGGCAAGGGGAUCAAGAGUUCAAAACCGAAGUCACUUUGAUUGCGAAACUGCAGCACAGAAACCUCGUCAGAAUUAUGGGAUGUUGCAUUGAAAGAGAGGAAAAGAUUCUGAUAUAUGAGUAUAUGCACAACAAAAGCUUGGACUAUUUCAUUUUUGAUCAGAGUAGAAGCUCGCUAUUGGAUUGGCCAAAGCGGUUUGAUAUAAUCAUGGGGGUUGCGCGAGGCCUUCUUUACCUUCAUCAUGAUUCCAGGCUCAAGAUCAUCCAUAGGGACCUGAAGACGAGCAAUAUCUUGUUGGAUGAGAACUUGAACGCGAAGAUUUCAGAUUUUGGUUUGGCUAGACUAUUUGAAGGCGAUCAGACCAUGGCAAGCACGAAAAGAGUUGUUGGGACGUAUGGUUACAUGGCUCCUGAGUACGCAUUUGAUGGGAAGUUCUGUGUGAAGACGGAUGUAUUUAGCAUGGGAGUUGUGAUUUUGGAGAUAGUGAGUGGGAGAAAGAACAGAGGCUUCAAGAACCUUCAAGAAGAGGCAUGGCUGCUUUGGAAGGAAGGCAGAGAGUUGGAGGUGAUGGAUCCGUGUUACAGUAGUUCUUACGUGGAAUGGCAAGUGAAGAGGUGCAUUCAUGUCGGGUUGUUAUGCGUUCAGAAAGAAGCAUGCAAGAGGCCAAUGAUGCCGUCUGUGCUUCUGAUGUUGAGCACUGAGGAUACAGUAUUGGCUGAGCCCAAGAAGCCUGGUUUUUUCUUGCAUAGUAGCUCUGAUAGUACUUCACACAUGUAUGCAUCAACAAAUUCUUUGACUAAUACUGAUUUACAAGGGAGGUAGUAAUACACAUCCUUUAAUUCA
Messenger RNA from Salvia miltiorrhiza (redroot sage), 2461 nucleotides. RefSeq names its product G-type lectin S-receptor-like serine/threonine-protein kinase At4g27290. The coding region runs from base 62 to 2440 and encodes 792 amino acids. The transcript has 7 exons. Gene Ontology annotation, molecular function: ATP binding; protein serine/threonine kinase activity. NCBI's taxonomy places the organism in Eukaryota, Viridiplantae, Streptophyta, Magnoliopsida, Lamiales, Lamiaceae. Gene Ontology annotation, biological process: protein phosphorylation; recognition of pollen. The record is from RefSeq and is a predicted model, not a curated record.